This is a messenger RNA of Cryptomeria japonica (Japanese cedar), 414 nucleotides long. RefSeq lists its product as uncharacterized. The transcript has 2 exons. Lineage: Eukaryota; Viridiplantae; Streptophyta; Pinopsida; Cupressales; Cupressaceae. The record is from RefSeq and is a predicted model, not a curated record. Bases 1 to 414 code for a protein of 137 amino acids.
AUGGAGGAAGUGAAAAAGGCUGUCUUCUCAAUUGGUGUAGAUAAAUCUCUGAGUCCGGAUGGAUUCUUGACCUUCUUUUUUCAAAAAAUUCAGGAAGUUGUAAAAGAUGAUAUAUUGGCUAUGGUCAAGGAAUCAAGAGAGAAACGAUAUAUAUCAAAGGACCUGAAUAAUACCUUUAUUGCCCUGAUCCCAAAAGUUAUGGCCAACAGGCUGAAGAAAUUACUCCCAAAAAUUAUCUUUGAGGAACAAACUGUCUUUACCCCUAAUCGUUCUAUUGUGGAUGGAAUUAUCAUUGCCCAUGAGGCAAUUCACUCGGUCAGAACUGCAAAGGUGGAGAGGAUGCUGGUAAAGAUUGAUAUCAAGAAAGCAUAUGAUCUUGUUAAUAGAGAGUUUGUGGUGCAGGUUUUGAAAUAG